AUGCAUCAGCCUUGCCUUCCCAUUAUUAUCCUCAUUUUUUCUGCUCUCCUACAUGGUGAUCCUAAAUCCACUCAAAUUCGUAGCCUUUUAACAAGACCUAUGGAUGCGAUCUGUCCCUCCUACUGCGAGUGCCUUCGAGAAGAUACCAACGACGGGACACCCGCUUACUCUGCUGAGUGCCACGUAGGAACCAACACUCUGCCGAUCGCCUGUGCUCGAAGGUGGGUGAGCUUGAAACUCAAUCUGCACAAUUACAGUGGUCCUUUAGAGCUCAGACCGUUUCGCACCAAACCCGUCUUCUCAUAUUGCCACGAAUUAUCUAGUUUAUACAUUCGUCAGGUAGGAGAAAAUCCAGUUGGUUUCGCCCUGCGUUCUCUGCUGCAGGGACUACUGAAUCUGCGACGUAUAUGGUUCCAUCACGUCCAUGUGGAAACUGAUGGAGUAGAUGCAUCAAAUUUUUUUAAAGUUCCACCCAAACUAGAACUUAUUGCUUUCUCUGAUUGUUCAGUUACCCUGGAUGCUAACAAACCAUUGUUUUUUGACACGCCAAUGAGUUUACAGCAACUCAGACUUACAAAUGUUAGUCUGAGUGGAUCUCUUUCGAGCAGAUUACUGGUAAAUCUUUGUCACACCUCAACAAACGCCUUCCGCCCAAAUGAAAUUGUUUCCUUGUAUUUGGAUCGUAAUCAUCUGAAAAGUCUGGAUAGAAACAGCUUAUCAGGAUGUCGAAAUUUAAGGGUUUUACAACUGUCCUACAAUCAACUGACUGGAAGUUUGGAGGAAGUAAUGGGUUUGAGUUCGCGAAUUAUACGACAGAACUGGACAUUUAAGAAGACCCUGGCAGCAGCUGAGGCAUUAGAAUUUGGAGCCCUUGGAUACACUCCGCAAUUGGAAGCCUUAGAUCUUUCCGGAAAUUUCAUAACUGGUAUUAGAAGUCCUCUUUGGGCUUACGGUCGAGAAGGUACUAAAAUCCACAGUCUGACUGAAUUGAAAACUAUUUCCCUCGCCAACAAUAACCUUACUUACAUUGUUCGUGGUGCUUUUCAAGGUGCUCCUAACCUUCGUGAGAUUGAUCUCUCCCGAAAUCCAAAGCUCUUCUGCCCGAUGCAUUUAGAUUCACCAGCCUUCUACUCCUAUAUCGACCCAUACAUUUUCGGGGGCGUUCAGAAAUUAACAAAAGUCUAUUGGGACUUCGCGGACAAGACGUGCAUUCUCAGCUCCAUGAUGUCUGAAUCCAGCUAUGGCGUCCUAUCUGAGGGCUUAUUCAAACUCUUUGCUUCUCGUUCCCUUUGCUUAACCGAAGUUCAUCGGAAGCCAGCAAUCAGCAACGAACCGAUGACUUCCUCUGGUUCGAUCCCGUCAGUAACUAGCACGGAUAAGAAAAAACUUCCUGCAGUGGGACAGCCAGCCAAAAAGUCGAGAACUUCAUCCUCUUGGGCUCCGAUUGAUAUUGUAUCCAGCUUUCUCUGUGGUCUAAUAGCCCCACUACUUGUUGUGCUUUUUGUAGUAUUAGCAGUUCGAAGUAAGGCCCUUUUCGAGGUGGUAGCGAGUUGUUGUGACAAGGAUAAAGGAAGUCCUACCAUGGGUAGAACGGAAAAUCCUUUGUCUUGUGAACCACAGAGACCUCGAAAUAGUCCCUGCUAUACUCUGCCUUCCAACGGGAGAAGACCGGGGCUUCUUCUGCUGUGCGAUGAGGAAGCCGAACGCUUAAAUAACGGUGUGAGGAGUAAUAGUUUACAGAACCUCUGCCUGGCCUGUUUGGACCAGCCAACAACAAGUUCAACAGCAACAACCCAUGUGCAGCCCUUGGAGUUCUACGAUAACUGCAAACAUUUGACUACGAGCUUUGUUGGAGGUGGGAAGGCGCCUGCACAUCAGCGAGUCAGACGAACCACUGGGACAGAAAUUACGCGUGUUCUAGUUGAAUCACAAGAGAGGUCUAUGGAUGGCAAAAUGAACGUCAAUGAUUGGAAUUUCAUCUGA
This is a messenger RNA of Hydatigera taeniaeformis, 1983 nucleotides long. Lineage: Eukaryota; Metazoa; Platyhelminthes; Cestoda; Cyclophyllidea; Taeniidae. The record is from the annotation of a GenBank genome assembly.